This is a messenger RNA of Marasmius oreades (fairy-ring Marasmius), 912 nucleotides long. RefSeq lists its product as uncharacterized. Lineage: Eukaryota; Fungi; Basidiomycota; Agaricomycetes; Agaricales; Marasmiaceae. The transcript is spliced from 2 exons. Bases 1 to 912 code for a protein of 303 amino acids. The record is from RefSeq and is a predicted model, not a curated record.
AUGAGUCAAUCACAAUCCAUGCCGGUCACUCCCAAAUCUUCUGAAAGACCUGAUCAACCCAUAAAACCUGGAGAAGUUCAAGAAGAAGGAUAUAAGUACACCCCACAUCCGUCGAAGAAUAAGGGUAAAGAAAAAGUGGAAUCUGAAAGUGAUCAUAAAUCAAUUGAAGAAGCCCCAGAGGAAGAAAUACAAAAUCCAUUGAGACCGAUUUUAAGAGUAUCAAGAGAAGGGGCAUCAACGUCAGAUGUAAGAGUAGAGGACUUGCCAGAGAAGAGAAUUGACUCACGCCUGCGGACUCCCCAGGCCUGGACACUUCGACAAAAUCCGAUGCUUGGACUGGUAGAUCAACAGAAGUUUGCUGUCCUGGCAAAAGUUCCCACUCUCACUCCUAUCACCACUACUCACGCUACAAUGCCGCAGAACCAACACUCAAAGAACGGAUAUGAUGGAAGAGUAGUGCAAGGUAAUACAAUAGGUAUGCGCAAUAAGCAAGAACUUCCACCUACCACCCAUACCCAAUUUCCUAUGGCCUUCAAUAACCAGCAAGAUCGCAGAAAUUUGUCCACAGUCGACCCGACGAGUGUACCUCUUCCAUCAUCUCGCUCUUCUUUGACAAUCAUUUCAAUUCCGACAACUCACCGAGCGGAACACGUAGUACAGGAAAUUUCAAUGGGAGGACCUCCAGGAUCACCCCCAGGUUCGUCUUAUCAUUCAGAUGAUGGUAGAAAUUCAAAUCAUUCACAAGACAGAGAAUCUAUAAGGGUAUAUCUGAUACAUGAAGAUUCAGUAUCUCGUGUGAAUGAGCAAGAACAGUGGGACUACGCGUCUGCUGUACAGCAUGAAGGUUUCGAACCUCAUUGCUCUCCACCUCCCCCAGGACCACCUCAGGGACCGCCAAACGAACCACCUUGA